Molecule: messenger RNA, 1696 nt
Organism: Cornus florida
Lineage: Eukaryota; Viridiplantae; Streptophyta; Magnoliopsida; Cornales; Cornaceae
Product: FAM10 family protein At4g22670-like
Exons: 11
Coding region: 142-1467 (441 amino acids)
Molecular function (GO): Hsp70 protein binding; protein dimerization activity
Source: RefSeq, a predicted model, not a curated record
CGCACACACUACUGUCUCGCUAUCGAACCCUCGCGAAACAUUACAGUAUAAUAUAUAUAUAUAUAUAUAUAUUAUCCUAUAUUACACUCUUUACCCCACUUCGGUUCAAUAUUGAAAUCGUCCGUUUGAUCCAAAAUCACCAUGGACGCAGAAAAGGUGACCCAAUUGAAGCAAUUCAUAGACCUCUGCAAGUCCAACCCUUCAAUCCUCACCGACCCUUCUCUUUCAUUCUUCACUGACUACCUCCAAAGUCUCGGGGCUAAGCUUCCUUCAUCAGCCGGAGAGUCUGCUAGUAACAAAUCGAAAUCUUAUGUGGUGGAUGAGAGUGAUGAGGACAUGGAGGAUGCUGAGGAUGGGCCUCAACCCCAAGCAACUGUUGAUGAAGAAGAGGAGAGUGAGAUAGUUGAAUCUGACAUUGAGCUUGAAGGUGAAAUUGUGGAGCCCGAUAAUGAUCCUCCACAAAAGAUGGGAGACCCUUCUGUCGAGGUUACAGAAGAAAAUCGUGAUGCUUCACAGGCGGCAAAAGCACAGGCCUUGGAAGCAAUCUCUGAAGGUAAGCUGGAGGAAGCGAUUGAGCAUCUCACACAGGCGAUUUUGCUCAACCCAACUUCAGCAAUUAUGUAUGGAACCAGAGCUAGUGUGUAUAUCAAAAUGAAGAAACCCAAUGCUGCUAUUCGAGAUGCCAAUGCAGCUUUAGAGAUUAAUCCAGAUUCUGCUAAAGGGUACAAAUCCCGUGGCAUGGCGCGAGCAAUGCUUGGCCAGUGGGAAGAGGCUGCCAAGGAUCUUCACUUGGCAUCAAAGCUGGACUAUGAUGAGGAAAUAAAUGCUGUGCUUAAGAAGGUUGAACCCAAUGCACACAAAAUUGAGGAACACCAUAGGAAGUAUGAGAGGUUGCGCAAAGAACGAGAGGAGAAAAAGAUUGAACAUGAGCGACUGCGGCGACGGGCUGAGGCUCGGGCUGCAUAUGAGAAGGCUAAGAAGCAAGAGCAAUCGUCUUCAAGUAGAAGAGCAGGAGGCAUGCCCGGUGGGUUCCCUGGGGGUAUGCCUGGAGGCUUUCCUGGGGCUGGGGGUAUGCCUGGAGGCUUUCCUGGGGCUGGGGGUAUGCCUGGAGGCUUUCCUGGGGCUGGGGGUAUGCCUGGAGGCUUUCCUGGGGCCGGGGGUAUGCCUGGAGGCUUUCCUGGGGCUGGUGGCAUGCCUGGAGGUUCUCCUGGGGCUGGUGGUGUGCCUGGUGGUUCUCCUGGGGCUGGUGGUGUGCCUGGUGGCAUGCCAGGAGGAAUGCCUGGAAAUGUAGAUUUUAGCAAAAUAUUGAAUGACCCUGAAUUAAUGACGGCAUUCCAAGAUCCAGAAGUUAUGGCAGCUCUUCAAGAUGUUAUGAAGAACCCAGCUAAUCUUGCAAAGCAUCAAGCAAAUCCCAAGGUGGCUCCCAUAAUUGCUAAAAUGAUGAGCAAAUUUGCAGGAUCCGAGUGAAUAAUGAAGCGAAAAUGCUUGUGAGGGGGCUCGGAUAGGGUUUACUAUUUAAGUUUGUGUGUUUCAUGGUCUUUUUUGGAAAAUCAUACGUAAACAGUUCUUCAAGCCUUUUUACUUGCAUCAAUUGGUAUAGAUGAGAUUGUUAUGGGGUCAGAAAUUUCAUUGUGAAUAGUUACCUGGCAUUGCUUUUCUCUCCAGGGAAAAAAUUUAAAACUCUGUUUUUGAGUUA